Trypanosoma cruzi is the source of this 540-nucleotide messenger RNA. RefSeq lists its product as uncharacterized. The coding region runs from base 1 to 540 and encodes 179 amino acids. Gene Ontology annotation, cellular component: cytoplasm. Gene Ontology annotation, molecular function: D-tyrosyl-tRNA(Tyr) deacylase activity. Gene Ontology annotation, biological process: tRNA metabolic process. The record is from RefSeq and is a predicted model, not a curated record. NCBI's taxonomy places the organism in Eukaryota, Euglenozoa, Kinetoplastea, Trypanosomatida, Trypanosomatidae. The transcript has a single exon.
AUGACGAUUCGCGUGGUGCUGCAGUCCAUUGAGAAGGCUGCAAUCCUCGUCGAUAACGCCAAACGGUACGUUUCGGUUGGUCGUGGGGUUGUCAUUUAUGUUGCAUUUAUGGAGGACACGGACGACGCCGCGCUUCAGCAGGCCGUCACAGCCAUCAUGAAUGGAAGAAUUUUUCAGCGCAUUUUACCAGAGAGCAGUCCAGUUACUUCCGUUGCAUCUCUAAAGGACUGUUGCGACGCUGACAUUCUUGUCGUCCCGCAGGCUUCACUUGGCGGGAAGCUGAAGGGCCGAAGCGUCCAGUUUCACGGGUUGGUGGAUAAGUCACGGGGAUCGUUGCUGUAUGACCGCUUCUGUCAGCUGCUGCGAGCGGCAAGAAGUAUUGAUACGUCCUCCGUGGAUGCGAAUGGGGUGCCGUUAGAUGCGUCAGCGAGCACUCAGGAAGCGGAACAUGUGGGCCGUGUCAUUAGCGGAACGUACGGCAAUCGCCAAGGACUGAAAAUGGAGUCGGAGGGGCCACUCACACACUUUUUUGAUUUUUGA